AUGACGAAAAGAAACACCAAUUCCAUGCCUUUCUUCGUCUUGGUUUUUGUCAUCAUUGUUCCAGCCGUUUUGGCUGGAACAAUGAGACAAAGUUCAUGUAAUGACGCACAAUUAGACGGCUUCAUGCAAGAACGCGCUCACAACGCCACCAGGGCCGCCAUAAAAGCGUAUAAUCCUCACCCCGAAUCGGCCGUUAUCAGAUUCAGUAAAGAAGUUCAUGAGUCUUUGUUGGAGACGAAUUCAACGAGGAGGAACCUGGGGGGCCGUGGUGGUGGUGGUGGUCGUGGUCAUGCUCAUGGUCGUGGUCAUGGUCGUGGUGCAUGCAUGGCUACGAACCCGAUAGAUAGAUGUUGGAGGUGCAAUAGGAAUUGGGCGAAAGACCGGCAAGCAUUAGCCAAAUGUGCACGUGGGUUCGGUGAGCACACCAUUGGCGGCAUGCGUGGUCGAAUCUAUGUGGUAACCGAUAGCUCAGACCUUGAUGUUGUGACUCCAAAGAAAGGAACCCUUCGGUAUGCAGUCAUCCAAGACGAACCACUUUGGAUCAUCUUUGAGACGUCUAUGGUGAUCCAACUUAAGGAAGAACUUAUGAUUAACAACGAUAAGACCAUCGACGGUCGAGGGGCUAACGUCCAAAUCGCAUAUGGUGCCGGGCUCACAAUGCAGUUCGUUCAUAAUAUUAUCGUUCACGGGAUCCAUAUCCACCAUAUUGUGCCAAAAAAAGGAGGGAUGGUCCGAGAUUCAUUAGCCCAUUUCGGGUUAAGAACCGCCAGCGAUGGCGAUGGGAUCUCGAUCUUUGGUGCGAGCAAGGUGUGGGUCGAUCAUGUCUCGCUUGAUCAUUGUGCGGAUGGGCUAAUCGAUGCGAUCAUGGCUAGCACGGCUUUAACCAUCUCUAAUUGCAAAUUCAACUAUCAUAACGACGUGAUGUUGUUAGGGGCGAACGAUCAGUUCACCGGGGAUGAGAUUAUGCAAGUGACGGUGGCGUUUAACCGGUUUGGAAAAGGAUUGGUGCAGAGGAUGCCGAGAUGCCGAUGGGGAUUCUUUCACGUUGUUAACAACGACUACAACAAAUGGGAAAUGUACGCUAUCGGCGGAAGCAUGAACCCAACGAUCAUCAGCCAGGGCAACCGAUUUCGAGCCUCCGACAACGUCCACGCAAAAGAGGUGACACAUCGAGAUCACUUUCCGUUCAAAAUGUGGAAAAACUGGAGAUGGAGAACAGUGAAUGACCUUUUUCUUAACGGAGCGUUUUUCGUACCAUCUGGUGACCAUUCAGAAGUGGCUAAAGAGCUUAAAACCCAUAUGGUCCAAGCAAAGGACGGGUCCGCCGUGGGUCGACUCACUCGCUACGCGGGUAUGCUCUUAUGCAACCACGACAAACCGUGCUAG
Cynara cardunculus var. scolymus (artichoke) is the source of this 1386-nucleotide messenger RNA. Its product is annotated as pectate lyase-like. The coding region runs from base 1 to 1386 and encodes 461 amino acids. Gene Ontology annotation, molecular function: pectate lyase activity. Lineage: Eukaryota; Viridiplantae; Streptophyta; Magnoliopsida; Asterales; Asteraceae. The record is from RefSeq and is a predicted model, not a curated record. The transcript has 4 exons.